ACAUCGGACCCAUGCCAGGCCCUCCAACGCUGGCCGUACACGCUCAGCGCUCCGCGACGUUGCGCUUUCUGCAUCUGCUGCUGUCCGCAUUCCUGCACUAUACGCACUGCAGCUUCUGCUGGCCCGGCUCGGCAUGUCGUAGCGAUUGAUCCUCCGCAAUCCGCUUUGUGCCCUCCCUAUGCCUCGGCCACCCGCGCGCCCCAGACUUGCGCCCCGAACAUGUCGUCCUCGCCGCGGCGGUCCUCGCAGGAGAGCUUCGAGUUCCUGUCGCCCAACAUCUCCCAGGCCCAGUUCCCCUUCCCCGCGCCGCCAGAAUGGACCCACCGCCCCAACUCGACCGGCGGCGCCCGCUAUCAGCCACGUCGCGGGUCCACGUCGAGCUCGAUACACUCGGUGGGAGGAGCGCUGGAUACGGCAUUCAAAGGAAGCAUGGGACCGCUGAGGGAGCAGCAGAACAACAAUGCCAUAUCCACGCUGCUCCAACCCCCCAUCGUGCGCACCGGCAUGCUGCCGCAUACCGCCCAGACCGCAAUGUCCGGCAGCCAUCGUCCACCGUCGACCAAGGACAUACCGCCCGUGACCCUAGCAAACAUACCCCACGUCGAAGCGUCCGCUUUCAACCCCUACCUGUCGCAGAUUGGCAAUCUGUACGAAGCCUUCCAGCGCGCAAAAGCCGAGGCGGAUGAUGCGGCAGCGAUACUACGAAAGGACUCGGUCAAGAAGGACGACCUCUCCGAUGCCGUCGAGCGUGGCAUGCGCGCAGGCUCCCCGGCCGCCACCCCAAAGCUCUCCUCUUCCGCCUUCUCGCCCUCCUCGUCGCCGAAACCGAAACGCCGCACCAGUGGCUCGAAACGCGCGCUGCCCACCAUCACGCCACUGUCCACCAUUCCCAAUGUCUAUUUCGACGAAAACUUCCGCCUGGAAAACCCUCGCACCUUCGAUGUCGUCAGCGAAAGGUCUGAAGUCGUCAGGCCGGUGCGGACCAAGAGCGGAGACGACCUCAACGAUGCCAAUGGUUCGUUUGAAGCACCUCAACCGCCCGGCCGCAAGGCGCUUGCCACCAAUGCGAUAUUGCAGGAGAAGCUGUCGUGGUACAUGGAUACGGUGGAAGUGCACCUUAUAUCGUCAAUAUCCACGGCCUCAACCUCAUUCUUUGCGGCUCUGGGUUCGCUGAGAGAGCUCCAGUCGGAGGCCUCUGAGUCUGUGGAGAGGAUCAAAACUGUUCGGAGCGAUCUGAAGCGGCUGGACGAUCAGAUGGCCAUAGGCGGUCUAAAGAUUGUAGACAUGAAGCGCCGGCGAGAGAAUCUCAGGAAGCUUACCCACGCCACCGACCAGCUGCAAGCUGUAAUCACUGGCCUGUCUGUAUGCGAUGAGACCGUCGACAAGGGGGCACUCGAAUCAGCCAUGACUCGCUUGGAAACCAUCGAAAGGUUGAUUUGCGGUACCCUCGACACAACUGAUACCUCCGCUACUUCUUGGAUGCAACCACCGUGUCCUCCUAGUAUCGUCGAUCUUCGUACCUUACGAGCUCUUGAUGGAGUGUCCGAGGGCAUAAAUCAACUACGAUUCCGCAUCGGCAAGGGGUUCGAACAGCGUUUCGUGGACACCCUUCGUAACGAUCUACGUGAGCACGUGAAGCGCACGCCCAGUCGCGAUACCCUGCAAAGAUGGGCAGCAACAUCGCAACGUGGCCGUGGGGAUCAUCAGCGGUUGAAGUCAUCAUUGCCCGCAUAUCUUACCACAAGCAACCAGUUCCGCUCAGAUUUACGUGCAGAUCUUGUUGGUCUGAGUGGUUCCAAUUUUACCAACCAAGCCAGUGCGACCUUCCGAGACGCUAUCGUGCGCGAAAUGAAGUUGGUGAUUCGACAAUAUCUGCCCAGUUCUACUGAUGAUGAUGCCGAGUCCAUGACCUCAGUCUCCACGCGCGGUGGUCGGGGUUACAGUCAGCAGGACAAGAAUUCGAUUCUCGCGCGGAAUCUACGCGCUAUGGAUCCAGCCGAUGCAGAAGAAUUCUUCACUGGUAUCUUCACCGACAUCGGCGAAGCUUUGCGACGAUUGAGUGUGCAAGUUAAAGUGCUUCUUGAUGUUACGAGUGGCGUCAGUACGCCACCAGCAUCCAGUGGAGGUCUUCGUUCACCUCCGCGAAGUCCGUACAUGAGCAGUAUUGACGGCGCAAUGGGAGCUGUCCCGAAUCCCAUGGAUAUGACCGGACUACAAGAGGAGUUGAUGCAAGCACUAGACAUGUCUAGUCUGCUUGGACAAGCUGUAGAUGCUGCUCAGACACAAGUCACUAAAUUAUUGAAGGUCCGAGCUGAGGUCACAAGCAACCUACCAUUGAACCGGUUCCUCCGCUACUUCAACCUUUGUCGAUUAUUCGCCGAUGAAUGCGAAGCUGUAUCUGGCCGGUCUGGUGCAGCUCUGAAAGGCGUGGUAAACAACCACAUCACCGACUUCGUGUCCAAGUUUGGGGACAAUGAGAAGCAGGCACUGGCGAAAGCUAUGGACUCCGAUCGAUGGGAACCAAAAGACUUCGAUGAACGCGACAAAGAGGUGUUGGCACGAAUUCUGAAAGGCAUGGAAUCCGACCCCACUGAAUGGAAAGAAGCAGGUUCCAUACUUGGCGAGGUUGGAGAUGACAGCCCCACGAACGGAACUGCUCACACCAACGGUGCUCUAACAGAGAAAGAAAAGAAGUCGCCAGCACCGGCGUAUGUCGACGAAGAAAAGUACAUCGUAUCGAACUCUUCUGCUGUCGUCAUCCGCGGUAUUGAACGCUUCGAAACUCUCCUCACUGCCAUGCCCAAUAUGACCUCCGAAAUAUCCGCGGUCCUUUGCGAUUACAUCAAGCUGUUCAAUUCUCGACUUUGUCAGCUCAUCCUGGGCGCUGGGGCGAUGCAUAGUGCUGGGCUCAAAAACAUCAACACCAAACACCUCGCUAUUGCCUCACAAACCCUGUCAUUUAUCAUAGCGCUCCUGCCAUAUCUCCGUGAAUGCGCCCGUCGCCACGCAACAGCAAACAAGACCGCCUUGGCCGAGUUUGACAAUGUGAAGCGUCUACUACAUGACCAACAACAGUCCAUACACGAGAAACUCAUUGACAUCAUGAGUAAUCGUGCAACUGUGCACGUGCGUAAUCUUAGAAAGAUCGAGUGGGACGCCGAAGCAGAGACGAAGAAAGAGGUCAGCCCGAACAUGGAGACGCUUACUAAAGAGACGGUCACACUGCAUAAGGUGAUCAACAAGUAUUUGCACGAGAUCCAAGUCAGGAUGAUCAUGGCACCUGUGUUCGAGAGUUAUCGCGACCAACUCGGCAAGGUUUUCAAGGACGCCGCGGUCAAAACGGACCUUGGAAAACAAAGAAUCCUCCGUGACGCGAAACUCUUCGAUGCGAAACUUGGACAGAUCGAUGGUGCCGGUAAUACCGGCACGUACCUCAUUCAGCUUGUUGAAGGGAAAGUCGUCGCGCCGACUGAGCAUGAAGCCAAUAAGGCUGAGGAAACGAAGAAAGAGGAACCAGAGACCGUCCCAGAGAAGGCCAGCGAACCGACAACGUGAGGGUAGUCCAAUGAGUGUAGAAGUGCACGUCUCGCAGCGCCAGCGUACAAUCACGGAGUGACAACGUUGGUUUUGUCUGCUCAUGAAUGAAGCGAAGCAGGUGAGCUUCGGGCCGAGACGAUGCAUCGGGAGAUGGGGAGGCUUGUCGUUUGUAAAUGUAUGUAUAGUGCAUCAUGCAUGGCGAUGGCGUUGGGGCGCACAAACGGUGAUAAAGAGCGUUCACGUGCACUCAUGCAGCUGAAGACCAUUCGAGCAAAUCUACCGCAGCCGCAUAG
Paraphaeosphaeria sporulosa is the source of this 3830-nucleotide messenger RNA. RefSeq names its product Vps54-domain-containing protein. Gene Ontology annotation, molecular function: syntaxin binding. Gene Ontology annotation, biological process: Golgi to vacuole transport; retrograde transport, endosome to Golgi. Gene Ontology annotation, cellular component: GARP complex. Bases 220 to 3555 code for a protein of 1111 amino acids. The transcript is spliced from 3 exons. Lineage: Eukaryota; Fungi; Ascomycota; Dothideomycetes; Pleosporales; Didymosphaeriaceae. The record is from RefSeq and is a predicted model, not a curated record.